Nycticebus coucang (slow loris) is the source of this 2601-nucleotide messenger RNA. It is a transcript of the gene HOGA1, whose product is annotated as 4-hydroxy-2-oxoglutarate aldolase 1. Gene Ontology annotation, molecular function: 4-hydroxy-tetrahydrodipicolinate synthase activity; N-acetylneuraminate lyase activity. The transcript is spliced from 7 exons. NCBI's taxonomy places the organism in Eukaryota, Metazoa, Chordata, Mammalia, Primates, Lorisidae. Gene Ontology annotation, biological process: N-acetylneuraminate catabolic process. The record is from RefSeq and is a predicted model, not a curated record. The coding region runs from base 293 to 1147 and encodes 284 amino acids.
ACUGUGGGAGGAAGGCCCAGAUUCCCCUGAAGACGCCCUUAGUGUCAGGCAAAGAACCAGCCCUCCGCUUGGCCAGAGGGACACUGAGUUGUGGCAUUCUCCAGCCUCCCCUCCCCUCUAGGGCCCAUGGGUCUUGCCCCUGACCCCGGAGACAGGUCUGCCCUGGUGGCCUCAAGUCAGGGGCUACAAAAUUUUAACUAGACACAUUGAUCAUUAACAGGGGGUUGAAAGGAGUCCACACGCAAUCUCACUGGGAGGCACAGAUUCACAGUGCCUGGGGCCUCCCACGGAGAUGAUGGGCCCCGGAGUCUGGUCCUCUGUGAGGCAGGGCCUGGGCAGGGGCCUGGCCCAGAACAUGAGGGGCUUGGCCUCAGGGGAGGGGAGGAAGGUGGAUAUUGCAGGCAUCUACCCACCUGUGACCACCCCCUUCACUGCCACCGCAGAGGUGGACUAUGGGAAACUGGAAGAGAAUCUGCACAAACUGGGCACCCUCCCCUUCCGAGGCUUUGUGGUCCAGGGCUCAACUGGCGAGUUCCCCUUCCUGACCAGCAGCGAGCGCCUACAGGUGGUGAGCCGAGCGCGCCAGGCCAUGCCCAAGGACAAGCUCCUGCUAGCUGGCUCUGGCUGUGAAUCCACUCAAGCCACGGUAGAGAUGACUGUCAGCAUGGCCCAGGUCGGGGCUGAUGCAGCCUUGGUGGUGACCCCUUGCUACUAUCGUGGCCGCAUGAGCAGUGCAGCCCUCAUUCACCACUACACCAAGGUUGCUGACCUCUCUCCAAUCCCUGUGGUGCUGUACAGUGUCCCAGCCAACACAGGGCUGGACCUGCCUGUGGAUGCGGUGGUCACACUUUCCCAGCACCCGAACAUAGUGGGCAUGAAGGACAGUGGUGGUGAUGUGACCAGGAUUGGGCUGAUUGUUCACAAGACCAGAAGGCAGGAUUUCCAGGUGUUGGCUGGCUCGGCGGGUUUCCUGCUGGCCAGCUAUGCCUUGGGAGCUGUGGGGGGCGUGUGUGCCCUGGCCAAUGUCCUUGGGGCUCAGGUGUGCCAGCUGGAGCGACUCUGCCUCACAGGGCAAUGGGAAGAUGCCCAGAAGCUGCAGCACCGCCUCAUUGAGCCAAACGCUGCGUUUGGCCGGGGCUGGGUUUGAACCCACCACCCUCGGUAUAUGGGGCCGGCACCCUACCCACUGAGCCACAGGUGCCACAUGUAAGUUUUUAUUUUUAUGGGAUAAAUUCACAACAGUGCAAUUGGUGGAUCAUAUGAUGUUUAUAUGUUCAAUUUAUUGAGAAACUGCUAAAUUGUUUUCCCGAAUGGCUGUGUCAUUUUACAUAUGAGUGAUUCAGUUUUUCUACAUCUUUGCCAGUAUUUGGUGUUGUGGCUAUUUUUUAAUUAAGCCAUUCUGAUAAGUAUAUAGUAUCAUUUCAUUGUGUUGUGUCUUGUCUUUUCUUUCCUUUCUUUUCUUUUCUUUCUUUCUUUUUUUUUCUGACACUCAUUCCCUUGUCCUGGAUAGAAUACAGUGGCAUCAUCACAGCUCACUACAACCUCAAACUUCUGGGCUCAUGCAAUCCUCCUGCCUCAGCCUCCCGAGUAGCUGGGACUAGAGACACCUGCCACCCGGCUAAUUUUUCUAUUUUUAGUAGAGACAGGGUCUCCCUCUUCACUAGGCUUAUCUAGAACUGCUAACUUCAAGCAAUCCUCCUGCCUCAGCCUCCCAAAGUGCUAGGAUUAUAGGUCUGAGUCAUUGAGCCCAAUUAAAAGUUUUGAAUUUUGAUGAAAUCCAAUUUAUCAAUAUUUCCUUUUAUGAAUCAUGCUUUUAGUGCCAAGUCUAAGAGCUCGUUGUAAAGAUUUCUUAGAAGAUCAUGAAGAUUUCCCUCCUUUUUCCCCUAAAGAUUUCAUGGCUUUAUAUUUUACAAGGCUAUGCCCCAUUCUGAAUUAAUUUUUGUAUAAAGUGUGAGACUUAGGUCAAGACUUUUUUUUUUUUUGCCUAUGAAUAUCUACUUGCUCCAGCAUCAUUUGUUGAAAAGCCCAUCUUUCCUCCAUUGAACUACUUUUGCACUUUUGUUAAACAGCAGUGGGGCAUAUCUGUGUGGGUCUAUUUCUGGGUUCUCUAUUCUUUCCAUUGAUCUAUGUGUCUAUCCCGCUGUAAUACCACGCAGACUUGACUGCUGUAGCUAAGUUUUAAAAUCUGGUAGACUGAUUCCUCCCACUUUGUUCUGUUUUCCCUUCAAAAUUGUUUUAGCUAGUCUAAUUACUCCACUUGUGAUAUGCAUUUCAGAAUGAUAUUGUCUAUAUCUACAAAAAAUCUUACUGACACUUUGAUAGGAGUGUUAAACCUGUGUACCAAUCCCAGGACAAUUGACAUCUUCACUGUGUUAUCUUUCAAUCCUUAAACAUGAAGUGUCCAUUUAAUUAGAUCUUCUGGUUGUACUUAUUGAGAAAAAUAAGGACAAGUAAAUAGGCUCAGCGCCUGUAGUACAGUGGUUAUAGCGCCAGCCACAUACACCGAGGGUGGCGGGUUCGAUCCCAGUUUGGGCCAGCUAAACAACAAUAACAACUGCAACAAAAAUAGCCUGGCAUUGUGGUGGACACCUAUAGUUCCAG